Messenger RNA from Apiotrichum porosum, 2220 nucleotides. RefSeq lists its product as uncharacterized. Gene Ontology annotation, molecular function: metal ion binding; protein binding. The record is from RefSeq and is a predicted model, not a curated record. The transcript has 3 exons. Bases 1 to 2220 code for a protein of 739 amino acids. NCBI's taxonomy places the organism in Eukaryota, Fungi, Basidiomycota, Tremellomycetes, Trichosporonales, Trichosporonaceae.
AUGUCGGCCGAGACGCAGCAGCAGCAGGCUUCCGCAGCCGACCCCAAGGCUCUCGCCAACGGUGCCGCCCCCGAGGCUGAGCCCGUGGCUUCCAUCGACGCCGCUUCGGCGCAAGAGCCCGCUUCGGAAACGGCCGCCGCCGGUGAAAACGGUGUCACUGGCCUCGAGGCCGACGUUGCUGGCCUCGUUAUCCAGCCCACAUCCGAGCUGCACCGCGCAUGUGCAGAGGGCCGCCUUGACGAUGUCCGCGUCCUCCUCCAGCGCGGCUCUGGCGAGCUCGAAAUGCUCGACAUGGCGACUGGCAUGACCCCGAUUGUGCUCGCCAUCCAGGCCGGUCACGUCGAUGUUGUUCGCGAGCUCUUGAAUGCGGGCGCCGUCGUCCCCCCUCCCCAGGUGACAAUGGACCCCAUCAUGCUCUCCAUCCUCUACCCCCAGCCCACCAUGUACGGCAUCCCCCCUCCGUUCGCCCAGAUGGCUCCUCCUCCGUUCUACCCUCCCCAGGGCUACUACCCGGCUCCCGUGAGGACGCCGCCUGGCGCUUCGCAGAACGGCGCUCCUAACGGCACCGCCAACGGCUCUGCCAACCUCCCGCCCGCCGAGGUCGCCAAGACCAUUCCUUGCCGCAACUUCCCCAACUGCAAGUACGGCGCGUCGUGCAUGUUCUUCCACCCCCGCAUGCAGCCUGGCUUCUUCCCCCCGGCCUACGGCUACGAGCAGGGCUUUGUUCCUUACCCCGGUACCGCACCCUUCUUCCCCGGUUCGCAGGAGUUUGUUACCGCCGCCAACGGAGCUCCCGUUGACGGCGCCGUUGUGGACGAGGCCGCUGCCGCCGACCCCAACGCUACCCAGCAUGACUCGAUACCCGCGCAGGCUCAGGCCGCGCAGACCCACGUUCCCUCGGCCGGUGCUCCGGCCUUUGUCCCCGGCAUGGCCGUCGAGCAGAAUGGCGCCUUUAUCGGCUCGCCUACUGGUGCUUAUGCCAUGGGCACCAUGUCUCCUUCCCUCCUGCCCACCCCGCCCCCUCCUAUGCCCAACGACCCGGCCUUCUUUGCCACUUCCCCGCCCCAGUUCCAGGCCUUUGUUCCAACGCCGUUCACCGCUGGUGGGCCCCCUACCAAGCCGUUCCACGGCAAGAAGCUCUCGUUCUCGGGUGGCCCCAAGCCUUGGGGUCCCGGCGGCCGCCCUGGUGGCUCGUCGCACCUUGGCCAGUGGAAGGACGGCCACCCUCCUCCAUGUGCCUUCUUCCGUGAGGGCAAGUGCCGCAACGGAGACAUUUGCAAGUUCCCUCACAUUGACGCCGAGGGCAACGACGUUCGUCACCCCGAUGUCAUCCGUGGCAUCAUGGCCCCGGCCCCGACCAGGCCACCCCCUCGUCAUCUCCGCAUGAUGGGCGGCGCCGGUCACUACGACCCCCGUCACCAGCAGAACCAGCUGCACUUUAACAAGUCUGCCCCCGCCCAGGUGGCCGAGACUCCCGAGGGUGAGGUUGCCGCUGCCGAUGCCGCUGCCGCGCCCGCCACUGAGGCUGCCCCCGCUGCUUCUGCUCCUGCCACUGCUGCCGCGUCCCCCUCGGUCGCGUCGGACAAGGAGGUCGCCCCGGCCUCGUCGCUGCCACCAAAGCCCUCGUCUUCGGUCCCCGCCUCGCGCUCAGCCUCGCAGCCUGGUGUUGCCCGCGUGCACGCCAACGGCGUCUCGUCGCGCUCGCACUCGCCCAACGGUGUCCGCCGCGGUCCCCGCGGCGCCUUCCCCAACGGCCAGGCCAACGGCUCGCGCUCGUCGUCGACCGGCGGCGAGAACAAAAAGGCCGUCCCUCCUCAGCGUAUCCCCCGCGCCGACGAGUUCCCCGCUCUGGGCAUCAACGGUGCCGUGACCCCCACGACUGAGCGCCGCGAGCCCUCGUGGGGCGCCAAGACGGCCGCCCAGGUCCUGAGUGCCCCGGCCCCGCCCAAGGCCGAGUCGUCUGAGACUUCAUCCGAGGCCGACGUCCCGGCCUCUGUCUCGGACAAGGAGGACGUCGCCGACGAGGUCGUCGUCAAGACGGCGUCAUCCACCGUCGACGACGUGACCAUGGACUCGGAGUCGGAGCAGGACGCCGUCAUCGUGUCCGUCUCGACCACCCCCAACCCCGAGGUGGCCAAGGCCAAGCUCGCUUCCGCCGUCUCGUUCGCGGCCGUCGCCAUGGCCACCACCGAGGCCGCCCCCGUCGCACUCAAGGCGUAA